AUGUCGACGUCGCCACAGACUCGCUCUUUUGAUUUGGCCUCUGUUCCGCCUAUAUACAUCCUACCAAGUCACCUUACCCCGGAAGCAUUGCAUGAACACGAAGACCUUGUCUUCAGACUAGGCGGUUCCCUCACAUACGACUCUCAGGAGGCACGGGUGUUCCUGGGUAACAUCGGCCAAAAGAGACGUGCUUCCUUUGAUCUGAGAGCAAGAGGAGUAUGGACAGAGGAGGCGCCCUUGCCUGAGACGGAUCGUCAAAGUACAACUCAUGGCAGUUCUGACGAAGGACCACCUCGCAAGAAGCCGAAGGCAGGAUGGAUCGAGCGCGAUGUAAAAAGGCAAGCAGCAAAACGACGGCCCAGUUCUAGAUCCAGUACAGAAUCGUCGACUCAAUCCGAUGACGUUCCUCCGCCACCAGAUGUGUCCUGGCCGAAUCUGAAAUCGCACAUCGUCGUCCUCAAACUGGCCUGGUUGGAGUCCUGUAUCAAACAGGGCCACAUCGUUCACUACAGACCAUUCAUAGUCUACACGGGCAGAAUCAUACCCAAACCAGCUGGUGAAGCUUCUCCCAAAGCACUACGCGACCCAACCACAUACGUCAAGACGACUCCGGGCUCGGCCUCGGGCUCGUCGUCAUCACACCAUGUUCCAAAGCCCACCACAUCCAUUCUCGAACGUGCCAGAGCCGACGCAGCCAUGCAUCACACUUCGAGUAAUAACACCUUCCACCCACACCGCCGCCGCUUCGGCGACCACGCGCACUCAACACCAUCCCUAGCAAAGCCCCCACCCAAACUCCACCGCACCACGACCUCGGAAUUCGAAGACCUCGCCAACAACCCUCUCCCGCCCCUCCCGGACUGGGCUACGGGUCCCUACGCACACUACUCGUGCUGCCGUGACACGCCCAUGCUCACCCGCAACGCCGCCUUCAUCGCCCAACUCACCAAAAUCAAAGAGUCCCGGAUCCUCACGCUCGACGACAUCGGUGUGCGCGCCUACUCGACGUCGAUCGCCAGCCUGUCGGCGUACGAGCACCACAUCCGGCAUCCCGAGGAGAUCAUCCGGCUGCCCGGCUGUAACGCCAAGCUCGCAUCGCUGUGGUCGGAAUGGUACCACUCGGCCGAGACGGACGGGGAGCGAUCAAUCGCCACGGUGCGCGCUCUCGACGAAGACGUCGACCUCCAACACCUCCGCCUGUUCUGGAACAUCUGGGGGGUGGGCCCGGAUACGGCGCGCAAAUUCUACUUUGAGCGCGGCUGGAAGGACCUCGACGACGUGGUCGAGUUCGGCUGGGCGGGCCUCACGCGCGUGCAGCAGAUCGGCGUGAAGUACUACGACGAGUUCAUGGCCAAGAUCCCGCGCGCAGAAGUCGAGCAGAUCUCGGGCGUGAUUCUGGAUCACGCGCGGAGCGUACUGGGCGUCAAGCCCGCGCAGUACGGCGGCGUGGAAGACGUCGAGUGUAUCAUCGUGGGCGGAUACCGCAGGGGCAAGACCGAGUGCGGCGACGUCGACGUCGUGCUCAGCCACCGCGACGAGGCCAAGACCAAAGACCUCGUCGUGGACAUCGUCUCGAGUCUCGAGGCCACAGGCUGGAUCACGCACACUCUGAGUCUGCACACCACGACUAGUGACCGUGGGCAGGCCACGUUGCCGUUCCGCGCAAACCACCACGGCGGGGGUUUCGACAGUCUCGACAAGGCCUUGUGUGUCUGGCAGGAUCCGAGGUAUGAUGAUGGUGACGCCGACGACGAGGAGGAGGGACAGCAGGAGAAGCUCCCCGAUCGUAACGAGAAGGAUGAAAACGACGACCAAAGUGGCAAUGCCGUCGCCAUCAAAAGCGGAAAAGUGGCAAAGCAGAACAAAAACAACAAAAAGAACCCCAAUAUCCAUCGACGCGUAGACAUCAUCAUCUCGAGCUGGCGGACUGUCGGAUGCGCCGUGCUCGGGUGGAGCGGCGGCACCACCUUCCAACGAGACAUAAGACAGUUCGUCUCCAAGACGAGGGGGUUGAAGUUCGACAGCUCGGGAGUCAGGGACCGUGCUAACGGCUUGGUUCUGGACUUGGAGGCACCCAGACCGAAGACCAAAGAAGCACUCGAGGCCGCCUUGAAGGGCAAACAGCAACAACCACCACAACCACCACCACCAUCACAACAACAACAACAACAACAACAACAACAACAACCACCACCACCACCACCUGUCGCUAACGCCGAUGUCGAAUGGGAUGACAAGGACACAUGGCAGGACAGGGAGCGCCGGCUGAUGGACGGCCUGGGGUUCGGCUAUCGGCCUCCAGAGAAGCGAUGUACAGGGUGA
Exophiala spinifera is the source of this 2322-nucleotide messenger RNA. RefSeq lists its product as uncharacterized. The coding region runs from base 1 to 2322 and encodes 773 amino acids. The record is from RefSeq and is a predicted model, not a curated record. The transcript has a single exon. Gene Ontology annotation, cellular component: nucleus. Gene Ontology annotation, molecular function: DNA binding; DNA-directed DNA polymerase activity. Gene Ontology annotation, biological process: double-strand break repair via nonhomologous end joining. Lineage: Eukaryota; Fungi; Ascomycota; Eurotiomycetes; Chaetothyriales; Herpotrichiellaceae.